CAGCGCCAGGCGCGCGGGAACUUCGCGGGAACUCGGGAGUUCGCGCUCGGCUUCGGCGGCCGUUACGCGCACGGCAAGCCCCGAGGACCCACGGCGGAAUUCCACGGGCCAUGACGCGGGUGCUGGUUGUAGGCGCCGGGCUGACCGGAAGCUUGUGCGCUGCGCUGCUGAGAAGGGAGCCGGCCUGUCCUUGGCACGUCACAGUGUGGGACAAGGUCGGGGACUCAGGAGGAAGAAUGACCACAGUCAGUAAUCCCCAUAAACCACAGUGCUUGGUUGACCUGGGUGCUCAGUACAUCACCUGUACCUCGGAUUAUGCCAAAAGACACCAAAGUUUUUAUGAUGAACUAUUAGCGCAUGGUGUUCUGAAGCCUCUGACCUCCCCUAUUGAAGGAAUGGUAAUAAGAGAUGGAGAACAAAAUUUUGUGGCCCCUCAAGGAGUUUCUUCAAUUGUUAAGCAUUACUUGAAAGAAUCAGGUGCUGAAAUCUACUUCAGGCAUUGUGUGACUCAAAUUAACCUCAGAAAUGGCAAGUGGGAAGUGUGCAAAGAAACAGGGCUCCCAGAGCAGUUUGAUGUUGUUGUUCUCACCAUCCCCGUGCCUCAGAUUUUGCAGCUUCAAGGUGACAUUGCAAACUUAAUUAGUGAAUGUCAAAGGCAACAACUGGAAUCUGUGAGCUACUCCUCUCGCUAUGCUCUGGGUCUCUUUUACGAAACUGGAACGAAGAUUGAUGUCCCUUGGGCUGGACAGUACAUCACCAGUAAUCCCUGCAUACGCUUCAUCUCCAUUGAUAAUAAGAAACGCAACAUAGAGUUAUCAGAAAUUGGGCCUUCUCUUCUGAUUCACACCACUGUUCCCUUUGGAGUUACGUACUUGGACCACAGCAUUGAGCAUGUGCAGGAGCUGAUCUUCCAGCAGCUGGAAAACAUUUUACCAGGUUUGCCUCAGCCAGUUGCUACCAAAUGCCAGAAAUGGACAUACUCUCAGGUUACAAAUGCUGUUGCCAACUCUCCUGGCCAAAUGACUCUUCACCUCAAGCCUUUCCUUGUGUGUGGAGGAGAUGGAUUUACUCAGUCCAGCUUUGAUGGCUGUAUCACUUCUGCCCUAUGUGUUCUGGAGGCUUUAAAGGCUCAUGUUUAGUGCCUGGUUCCUUAUUCCCUACAUGCAGUUGGGAGAUUUCUUUUCACAAUUUUCUAUUAUUGAUUAUUUUGUUGCCUGUUUCAUUAAGAGAAACUAGUAGAAAAUCAUUCUUCAUUUACUGUCACGUUCUAUAUGGAGAAAUUUUAUAAACUUUAUAAUAGAU
Messenger RNA from Suncus etruscus (white-toothed pygmy shrew), 1302 nucleotides. It is a transcript of the gene RNLS, whose product is annotated as renalase, FAD dependent amine oxidase. The record is from RefSeq and is a predicted model, not a curated record. The transcript is spliced from 7 exons. NCBI's taxonomy places the organism in Eukaryota, Metazoa, Chordata, Mammalia, Eulipotyphla, Soricidae. Gene Ontology annotation, molecular function: oxidoreductase activity, acting on NAD(P)H. Gene Ontology annotation, cellular component: extracellular region. The coding region runs from base 111 to 1139 and encodes 342 amino acids.